Molecule: messenger RNA, 1623 nt
Organism: Trifolium pratense (red clover)
Lineage: Eukaryota; Viridiplantae; Streptophyta; Magnoliopsida; Fabales; Fabaceae
Product: transcription factor MYB61
Exons: 3
Coding region: 236-1444 (402 amino acids)
Biological process (GO): regulation of stomatal movement
Source: RefSeq, a predicted model, not a curated record
GAAUUAGAAAGUCAGAUAUAUAUAAAUUCAAAAUGACAAUGUCCAAUCACAACUUUUUCUUUCUCUCAAAGGCUCUUUCUUUCUAUUUUUAACUUCUAAUAAGUUCUAAUAAUUCAUAAGUUCUUAUUCUUAUGCUAUAGCUGCUACCUCUUCCUUCAGAAUAUAUAUCCACGUAGGUUCUGACACUUGAAUUUUAAUAAACAUUUGAAAGGUGUUAAUUUGAAGGAAAGUGCACAUGGGAAGACAUUCUUGUUGCUAUAAGCAGAAGCUUCGUAAAGGUCUUUGGUCUCCUGAAGAAGAUGAAAAGCUUUUGAAUUAUAUCACCAAACAUGGUCAUGGAUGUUGGAGUUCAGUUCCAAAACUAGCUGGUUUGCAAAGGUGUGGUAAGAGUUGUAGAUUGAGAUGGAUAAAUUAUCUCAGGCCUGAUUUGAAGAGAGGAGCAUUCUCACAACAAGAAGAAAAUUCCAUAAUUGAACUUCAUGCACUCCUUGGCAACAGGUGGUCACAAAUUGCGGCACAGUUACCGGGAAGAACAGACAAUGAGAUAAAAAAUUUAUGGAAUUCAAGUUUGAAGAAGAAGCUUAGACAAAAAGGGAUUGAUCCAAACACACACCAACCACUGUGUGAAUUAGCUGAGAUCAAUGACAAGGACAAGCAAUUACCUGCAGAUGACAAAAGCAAUAUUCUUAAGAAAACCUCUGUGGGAUCCAAUGAAGUUAAGAGUCUUUUUGAUGAUACACCAAAUCCAAAUUCUAUUCCUAUAGAAAACUGCAAUUAUCAUCCACUUGAAAAUUUUACUUCAACUUCAAAAAUCAACAAUUGCUUCAUACCUUCUUCUGAUAUGGUUGGAUUAGGAGGUUCAUAUCUCUCUUUUCAACAACUUAACUAUGGAAUCAAUAACAUAGCUUUAUCUCCAAAUUCCAACAACAACAAUAACAAUUCACUUUGUUUCAUACCAAGUACUAGUGGUUCCAAUUCAACUUGCUCUCAAAUGAUGUCUGAACUCAAUUCUUCAACCAUGUACCAUUCUAUGUUCCAAACAGCUCCAAUCACAAAACAUAUAAAUCCUUCAAAUUCUAUAUCCUCUGGUGAUGUUGAUGGGAUUCAAAACUGGGAAUUCGGUAACAACAACGCGAGCAAAAGCAGCAAUGGAAGCAGCUGUAGCAACAUUAACUUCAUUGAUCAUGAAGACAUUAAAUGGUCUGAAUAUCUAAACAGUACUACACCAUUUUUUCAACAGCAACAUCAAAGUUCAAUCAUCUACAAUGAUAAUGAGGUUAAACAAGAAAUGGGAUUCAUUAAUAAUAGAGAUGAAUCAAGUAGUACUACUAUAUGGAAUAAUAGUAAUAGUCACCAUCAGCAACAUUUUGAAGGUGCUAAUUCAGAUAUAUAUAGCAACAAAGAUCUUCAGAGAUUCUCAUUGGCAUUUGGACAAACACUUUAGCUUCACUGCAACUUGACAGUGAUGCCGACAUUUCCAACGUGAAUUUGAUCAUAAACUUGUCCUUAAAGGUGUGUGCUGUAAAUUUAUUUUUUUCUGUUUAAUGUUUUCUACUUCAUAUUGUAAAUGUGUCUGAUACAAAAAAAAAAUCUCAGAAAUUAUCAGCAUUAUAUGUUACAUAA